Messenger RNA from Pseudozyma flocculosa PF-1, 1065 nucleotides. RefSeq lists its product as uncharacterized. The transcript has 4 exons. NCBI's taxonomy places the organism in Eukaryota, Fungi, Basidiomycota, Ustilaginomycetes, Ustilaginales, Ustilaginaceae. Gene Ontology annotation, biological process: adenylate cyclase-activating G protein-coupled receptor signaling pathway. Gene Ontology annotation, molecular function: GTPase activity; GTP binding; G-protein beta/gamma-subunit complex binding. Gene Ontology annotation, cellular component: heterotrimeric G-protein complex. Bases 1 to 1065 code for a protein of 354 amino acids. The record is from RefSeq and is a predicted model, not a curated record.
AUGGGCAACUGCCUCUCGUCCAACGAGCAGAAGGAGGCCAAGGAUCGGAGCGUGGCCAUCGACAAGCAGAUCGAGGAGGACAGCCGCAAGUACAAGAAGGAAUGCAAGAUCCUGCUUUUAGGCUCCGGCGAGUCGGGCAAGUCGACGAUCGUCAAGCAGAUGAAAAUCAUCCACCAGAAUGGCUACACGACCGAUGAGCUGAUGCUCUUCCGGCUGACGGUCAUCAAGAAUGUGGUCGACUCGGCGCAGGCGAUUGUGCUGGCGCUGCGCAAGUUCAAGAUGGAGCCCGAGAUGCCCGAGAACCGCGAGAGCGCCGACGCCAUCCUCCAGUACCGGGUCGACGCGGACCCGGGCACGUCGCUCGACCCGACGAUGGCCAAGCGGGUCGAGUCGCUGUGGCACGACCCCAUCAUCGCGGCCGUCAUGGAACGGAGCUCGGAAUUCUACCUCAUGGACAGCGCCAGCUACUUCUUCGACAACGUGACGCGGAUCGGGCAGCCAGACUAUGUGCCCAACGAAAACGACGUGCUGCGGGCGCGGUCCAAGACGACGGGGAUCAGCGAGACGCGGUUCAACAUGGGGCAGCUCUCGAUCCACCUGUUUGACGUGGGAGGGCAACGGUCGGAGCGGAAAAAGUGGAUCCACUGCUUUGAGGCGGUGACGUCGAUCAUCUUCUGCGUGGCGCUGAGCGAGUACGACCAGGUGUUGCUCGAGGAGAGCGGGCAGAACCGGAUGGCCGAGUCACUGGUCCUCUUUGAGAGCGUGGUCAACAGCCGCUGGUUCCUGCGGACGUCAAUCAUCCUCUUUCUCAACAAGAUCGACAUCUUUAAGCUCAAGAUCCCGCGGCAACCGCUGUCCAAGUACUUUCCCGAGUACAGCGGCGGGCCCGACAUCAACAAAGCGGCCAAGUACAUCCUGUGGCGCUUUACGCAGACGAAUCGGGCGCGGCUCAGCAUCUACCCGCACCUGACGCAGGCGACGGACACGUCCAACAUCCGGCUCGUCUUUGCCGCCGUCAAGGAAACGAUUCUCACAAACGCACUCAAGGAUAGCGGAAUCUUAUAG